GGUGAACUGUGGACUGAAGCGAGCGGCUUGGCUCCUCCCAGUGCUUGUUCACACUGAGCAGUAAUGGCUGCCUGGUUGUCACGGAGCGCUGUGUGUGGGAUCUGCAGCCCGCGCCGGCCGCUCUGCGGUGGCGCGCUGCGGUGGAGCUCCUCUGCCUUGCAGGAGAAGCUGCGGUCGGUGCAGGACCUGCCGCACGUCAGCGCCGUGGAGAUGCUGUACCGGGUUCUGGUCCAGGGCUACUUCUCCUCUCUGCACAUGCUGCAGGUCUAUGAGAAGCAGCUCUAUGGACCCAUUUAUAAAAACGGACGCAACGCGGUGUCAGUGAGCAGCGCCGAGCUGCUGGAGGAGCUGGUCCGGAAGGACGACAAGUUUCCCACCAGAGGAGACAUGGAUCUGUGGACAGAGUACCGCGAGAUGAGAGGCCUGGGCUACGGACCCCUCACAGAGGAAGGGGAGCGCUGGUACAAGCUGAGGGCGGUUCUCAACAAGCGGAUGCUCCAUCCCAGGGAUUCAGCUCAGUACGACGGGGUGAUCAACGCCGUGGUGACAGACUUCAUCAAACGGAUCAAACGUCUGCGUCUCUGCAGCCCAACAGGCGACCUGGUUCCUGACAUCGCCAACAAGUUCUACCUGUUUUCACUGGAAGGUAUUUCCUCCAUACUGUUUGAGGCUCGGCUCGGCUGUCUGAGUGAGGAGAUUCCUGCCGGUACCCAGGAGUUCAUCACUUCCAUCUCUCAGAUGUUUUCCAACGCCAUUUAUGUGGCGAUCUUCCCAAAGUGGAGCCGCAGCCUGCUUCCCUACUGGCAGCGCUACAUCGCUAGCUGGGAUGGCAUCUUCAGCUUUGGUAAAACUUUGAUUGACAAGAAGAUGGAGGACAUUCAGCAGCGAGUGGACAACGACCAGGAUGUGGAGGAUGAAUAUCUGACGUACCUCCUGUCAAACUCCCAGCUGAGCACCAGAGAUAUCUACGCCAGCGUGACGGAGCUGCUGUUAGCCGGAGUGGACACGACCUCCAACACCCUGACCUGGGUUUUGUACCAGCUGUCCAGGAACCCAGAAACCCAGAACAGACUUUAUGAGGAGGUUUCCUCUCUGGUACCGGCGGACCGGAUCCCCAGCGCCGCAGAGGUCACUGCGAUGCCGUUUUUACGAGCCGUGAUCAAGGAAACUCUCAGGAUGUACCCUGUGGUUCCUAUAAAUUCAAGGAUCAUAAAAGAAAAGCCUGUUGCUGUUGGUGGAUAUCAGUUUCCAGAAAAAACUUGUUUCACGCUCUGCCACUACGCCAUCAGUCAUGAUGAGAACAUUUUCCCAGAACCGUACCGGUUCAAGCCGGAGCGAUGGCUCCGUGACGGCCGCCAGAGGCCCAACGCCUUCGGCUCCAUCCCGUUUGGCUACGGCGUUCGAGGCUGCGUUGGUCGCAGGAUCGCAGAACUCGAGAUGUACUUGGUUCUGUUUCGGCUUAUUCGAGAGUUUGAAAUCAAACCGAACCCCACUGCGGAUGAUCUAAAGAUCGUCAGUCGGGCCGUUUUGGUGCCAAACAAGCAACUGGACCUGCACUUUGUGGAGCGACGAUGAAGGAACAGUUUGAUUUAACAGUUUAGCUAAACGUCCCAAAAGUGCUGCUUCUGUUUUGUUUUCAUGUGAAAACUUCUGUUUAGCUAAAGCUAAAGUUAUUGACAGUUAGCCUUUAGCUAGUUAGCAUUAACCAGCCAUUCUAUGUGCAAUCACAGCAGGAAUGUAUUUAGGUCUGGAUGAUAGAGUUAAACUUGCAUGCAUUUCCACUCUUUAAUUAUUAAUAGGGAGAAAAACUACUGAAGCCCUUUCUGUAUGCUAACGUCAAAGCUAGCUGCUGCUAACAGGCCAGGCCUUCCUUUUCCUGGAGAGUUUACAUUGUUGAUGAGCAGAAACAAUCAGGAAGUUAACAAAACAGUUUUUUUGUUUUGCUAAAUUCUAAUGUUUGUAGUUUAGUGUGUAUAAUUUAUAGAUAAGAUUUCUAAAAUGUAUGUCAUUUGGCCAAAAUUGUCAAGUAAAAUACUAGGAGAUAUAUAUAUGUAUUUUGUAAACUAGAAUAAAAAAAAGAUCAUUAUGUACUGGUUCAAAAAUAAGCUAAACAGGCAAUAUUUUAAUUGAACAAAUAGUCUGUUCUAUUGUUGUUGGAAAGCAUUGUAUAAAUCAUCGUAGAUUGACAACUUAAAAGAGGAAUUUUUCAGGUUUGCCUUGUUAAAAGAAAGACAUUUGUGUUAUUAAUUCUUUUGAAUUGGUUGGAAAAAACAGAAAGCAGAUCUGGGUGAACCGAAGUCUGAGCUCGACUGAAGGCCACUGGGAGAUGUGGUUCUAUUUACUGUGAAAUUUAAAGAGAAUACAGAAAGUGUGGCUAUUAAAAGAUGAAUACUUUAUUGUACUGAAUACAUUCCAUUGUAAAAAGAUUUAAAUUCGUCUAAUCAUUUUUAUCUAAAUUAUAAUUUGAAAUAAAAGGCUGUAGGUCAGAUUAAUGUGAUUUUUGCAGUUCUUUAUAUUUGAGGUUAUGUCUGUAUGUGACUGUAGGUUUGAAUAUCUGAUUACAUGUUUGUCAUAAACGCUAAUUAUGUUCAAUUAAUUUGCUUUUUAUAAUGUAAUUAGUAAUAUAAUGUUUUUACUGUUGUGGUAUAAUCUAUAUUUGUG
This is a messenger RNA of Xiphophorus maculatus (southern platyfish), 2661 nucleotides long. RefSeq names its product sterol 26-hydroxylase, mitochondrial-like. The transcript has 9 exons. Bases 64 to 1575 code for a protein of 503 amino acids. Gene Ontology annotation, cellular component: mitochondrial inner membrane. Gene Ontology annotation, molecular function: iron ion binding; oxidoreductase activity, acting on paired donors, with incorporation or reduction of molecular oxygen; heme binding. Gene Ontology annotation, biological process: C21-steroid hormone biosynthetic process; cellular response to peptide hormone stimulus; cholesterol metabolic process. Lineage: Eukaryota; Metazoa; Chordata; Actinopteri; Cyprinodontiformes; Poeciliidae. The record is from RefSeq and is a predicted model, not a curated record.